AUGCUCGUGACGCAAUCCAAUGUGCGACAGAAACGGCACAGAAAUACUACGUCACACCGGGAUGCUGGUGACUGGUUAGCAGCCAACAUGGAAGUAAAGCAGAAUGCAGAGUGGGGGGCUCCUGGAUCUGUCAAAGAAAUGCUGCGAGACGAAUGUUAUACAGAUUUUCUUAAAGAUGAAUUUGAUGUUAAAAUCUACACAUCUCAAUCCAUUCAUCAAGCUGUGAUAGCUGAACAAUUAGCAAAAUUGGCUCAAGGUAUCAGUCAGCUUGAUAAAGAACUUCAUUUGCAGGUAGUAGCAAGGCAUGAAGACCUUUUAGCACAAGCAACAGGGAUUGAGUCUUUAGAAGGAGUUCUUCAGAUGAUGCAGACUAGAAUUGCAGCUUUGCAAAGUGCAAUUGAUAGAAUCAGAACAAAAAUUGUGGAUCCGUAUAACAAAAUUGUGUCACGUACUGCACAACUGGCACGUCUGCAGUCUGCUUGUGAUUUGCUUCGAAGAAUUAUACGGAUUUUGUAUCUCAGCAAGAGACUUCAAGGUCAGCUGCAGGGUGGAAGCCGGGAGAUCACAAAAGCCGCUCAAAGUCUCAAUGAACUGGAUUACCUUUCCCAAGGAAUGGAUCUGUCAGGAAUAGAAGUGAUUGAAAAUGAUCUGCUUUUCAUAGCUCGAGCCCGCCUUGAGAUUGAAAAUCAAGCCAAGCGGUUACUGGAGCAAGGAGUUGAAACACAGAAUCCAACACAGGUUGGAACAGCACUUCAAGUUUUCUACAAUCUUGGGGCACUGAAAGAUAUCAUCACUACUGUUGUGGAUGGCUACUGUACAACUUUAAAUGAAAAUAUCAGCAAUGCAUUGGAUAUCAAGAUUUUAACCCAGACAUCACAAGCAGUACAAAGAGGAGCACCAGGACGAGCUGCUAUGCCUUCACCAGGAAACACUGCUGCUUUCAGAGCUGCUCUUUGGACAAAUAUGGAAAAAUUAAUGGACCAAAUUUAUGCUUCAUGUGUCCAGGUUCAGCAUCUUCAGAAAGUCUUGACAAAGAAGAGAGACCCUGUGUCCCAUGUGUGCUUCAUUGAUGAAAUAGCAAAGGAUGGGCAUUCAGAUAUCCUGUAUAAAUUUUGGAGUUCUGUUACUCAAAUCCUUUGCUGUCAGUUUGAGAAAGCAACAAACUUCUCGAUGUUCCUGAAACAGGCCUUUGAAGGAGAAUACCCUAAAUUGCUAAGACUGUACAAUGAUUUGUGGAAGCGUCUUCAACAGUACAGUCAGAAUUUACAAGGCUCAUUUUCAAACAGUGGGAACUCGGAUCUCAUUCCAGACCUGCAACAACCUGAAGAUGAUGCACAGGAUAUCUUUAUGACAAAGAAGCAAGAUGUGGAUCCAGAAAAGAUGCUGAAGGACUCACUUCAACCUUAUGAAGCUGCUUACUUAUCCAAAUCAUUAUCCCGUCUAUUUGAUCCAAUUAAUCUAGUCUUUCCACCUGGUGGUCGUAACCCCCCUUCAGCAGAUGAGCUUGACAGCAUCAUAAAAACUAUUGCAAGUGAAAUGAAUGUGGCUGUUGUGGAUCCAAGCCUUUCCUCUGCUGUCUCUAAAAAUAUAGCAAAGACAAUUCAACUUUAUGGUGUUAAAUCUGAACAGCUUUUAUCCACACAAGGAGAUGCAAGCCAGGUGAUUGGACCUCUUACUGAAGGGCAACGAAGAAAUGUGGCAGUAGUGAAUUCACUCUAUAGGCUGCACCAGUCCAUCCGAAAGGUUAUAUCCGGUCAGAGUUCACUCGCAACGUCUGCUGAACAGAUCAUUUCUUCUGCCCUAAAGAUAAUUUUUAACCUUAUGGGAAAUGCUGUCCAGCCAUUACUGAAUUCUGUUGCAGACUCUGUAGAAGCAAUCAUUAUAACUAUGCACCAAGAAGACUUUGCUGGCAACCUGUCGAACACAGGAAAGCCAGACGUGCCAUGCUCUUUGUAUAUGAAAGAAUUGCAAGGGUUUAUAGCACGAGUUAUGAGUGACUACUUCCGACACUUUGAGUGUUUGGACUUUGUCUAUGACAACACAGAAGCAAUUGCUCAAAGAGCCAUUGAAGUCUUUAUCCGCAAUGCAAGUCUACUAAGACCCCUUGGGGAAGGUGGAAAAAUGAGACUAGCAGCUGAUUUUGCACAGAUGGAACUGGCAGUGGCUCCUUUAUGCAGGAGAGUUGCAGAUCUUGGAAAAUCAUAUCGGCUGUUGCGUUCUUUCAGGCCUUUGCUGUUCCAGACCAGUGAACAUAUCGCCAGCAGCUCUUCUGUGGGAGACCUCAUCCCAUACAGUGUCAUUCUGCAGUUCCUUUUCACAAGGGCCCCCCCAGACUUGAAGUCCCCAUACCAGAGAGCAGAAUGGUCCAUUGCCCGUUACUCCCAGUGGCUGGAUGAUCACCCAAUGGAAAAAGACCGGCUGCUUCUUAUCAAAGGAGCCCUUGAAGCCUACGUGCAGUCUGUAAAAGCCAGAGAUGGCAAGGAAUUUGCACCAGUCUAUCCCAUAAUGGUUCAAGUUCUUCAGAAAGCCAUGUCUUCCCUCCAGUAGCCUUUUUAAUAGUUAUUUCUACCUUUUCUUUCUAAUCUCUCUGGUCUUUCCAGUAGAAUGCAGUUGGAAGGAGCGAUUGUAUAGGAAAUCAGUUCCAUGGCCAGAGAUUGUAUCAAAUGAAAUUGCUGAUUUGGUUCCUACAGGGAAAGACAAAUGCUACUUUUUUUGUACACCUUAUUCUUUAACCCACAGGUUCAACAAGAACCAACUGCAAAGGCCACCCAUGCCCCUGUCUACUGACAAAUGAAUCAAGGGGGAAAUUGCAGAGGUUUCUGUCACUGGGCUAAAGCCAAUUUCAACUUCAGUGACCAAUGCCUAUUGAAGGCAGGAUCACACUGGUACAUGAACAUCAAACACUGCAUUUCCGCUCACUUCCCAAUGUAUCAGUACCAAAAUCAUUCCUCAGCCCUGGUGUGUGAGUUCAUAUGCUCUGAAACUGGAUCCAUAGUCAGUAGAUAGGAUCAUGGGGAACCUGUUUUACAUGCUAGUCGUCUUACAUUGGUCUUUUCUGUCACUUUCUGUUAAAAUAUUGUAAACGAACCAGUCAAAUACUAUGGUGAAGAUUGUGGUGAACAUUGGAACAAUCAUACUUGCAAAAGAUUGAUAAUAAACUUUCAUUACGACAAUA
This is a messenger RNA of Xenopus laevis (African clawed frog), 3175 nucleotides long. It is a transcript of the gene cog5.L, whose product is annotated as component of oligomeric golgi complex 5 L homeolog. The transcript is spliced from 22 exons. Gene Ontology annotation, biological process: intra-Golgi vesicle-mediated transport. The coding region runs from base 1 to 2547 and encodes 848 amino acids. Gene Ontology annotation, cellular component: Golgi membrane; COG complex. Lineage: Eukaryota; Metazoa; Chordata; Amphibia; Anura; Pipidae. The record is from RefSeq and is a predicted model, not a curated record.